AUGCACAGUGAGCAGGAGAGGGAUGAAGCUCCAGGGCAGGCUGCCCCCGUCCUCCGCUCACAGCAAGAAAGCUAUGCAUCACCGCAGCAUUGCGCCGAAGACCGCCUCUCCCAAUACAAACAAACAACAAUGGCGAGAUAUGUCGGCCUGCAGAAGCACCACUCGAGUUGGUCCUAUGGAAUAGGCGUAAAAGGGCUAGGUUGGCAUCUGUCCUCAUUCCAAGCAUCACCGCGCAAGAUGGCUCUGUUGUGGAAGCUGGUCUACCGCAUUGCAGGCCGUAUACAGCAAUGA
Aspergillus melleus is the source of this 291-nucleotide messenger RNA. RefSeq lists its product as uncharacterized. The coding region runs from base 1 to 291 and encodes 96 amino acids. The record is from RefSeq and is a predicted model, not a curated record. The transcript has 2 exons. NCBI's taxonomy places the organism in Eukaryota, Fungi, Ascomycota, Eurotiomycetes, Eurotiales, Aspergillaceae.